Molecule: messenger RNA, 6715 nt
Organism: Ictalurus furcatus (blue catfish)
Lineage: Eukaryota; Metazoa; Chordata; Actinopteri; Siluriformes; Ictaluridae
Gene: znf281b
Product: zinc finger protein 281b
Exons: 7
Coding region: 151-2916 (921 amino acids)
Biological process (GO): regulation of transcription by RNA polymerase II
Molecular function (GO): DNA-binding transcription factor activity, RNA polymerase II-specific; RNA polymerase II cis-regulatory region sequence-specific DNA binding
Source: RefSeq, a predicted model, not a curated record
GACACCCACAGGGACCAUUACAAUUCCCAUUAUAACCACUACAAAUUUUAUGAAGGUAUUUUUUUUUUUCUCAGCAGGGAAGUACGCCUAAUAUGUCGUAUGAGCUUUAUAAAUGUGUUGUAAUAGCUUAUAACGUAUUUUAAGACGCAAAUGAACCGAAUAAACGCACAGUUUAUUACAAAACAAACAAACAAACAAACAUUCAAAUGUGUUGCAGGAAGUGAGACAGCACUGUCCCGCACUGGGACUUGUCUGUCUCCUCUCCCGACCCGUCCGCUUUACCCAGAAUCCCCCGCGCCGACACAAGAUGGAAGAGGGCAACAGCUGCAGGAGAACAAUGUUUUGGCAGUAAACGCUAAAAGAACUGCGUGUUUGGGGUUCAUUCAAACGUUAAAAGUCGGACGUGGACAUGCCCGGUGUAUCUCAUCUUUUGAGCUGAAUGACCGUUGCCCUCUCGAGGAUCCAGCCAUGAGUAUUAUCCAGGACAAGCUAGGCAACGAGUUUCUGCGCAACGGCAACAUGGACCCCAACUUUGCCCCCAGCAUGCUCAUGUUCAGCCAUUUACCUCCAGUCACCAGCUUUACGCGGCUCGCCUCGCAGCCGGUCGUGACCGAUUUGCCUCAGGAGAUGGUCCUGAAGAAGGAGAGGGAUUCUCCGGAGCAUGGCGGCGGUUUUCUGCACAGCAUGGGCAUAAAGCAGGAGAAGUUCAAUGAGCUUGACUACCGCAUCCCGCUGUAUGGAACAGGCCCGGGAACAGGUGGAGGAAAGAGUUCAGACAUGCUGGACAUUUCACUUGGAAGCCACCAGAACAUGCUUCUGCAUGAUGUCAACAUUAGCAGUCAGCUUCCUGCAAGAUUAGGGAAAGACCCAAAAGAUUCCACACACAGAAAAGGACGGCGGGCAAAUGGGGAGGGAACAGAGGGCAGGGGCAGAAGGAAGCGAGGGGAUUCCACAAAGUCACUGAUGCUGGAUGGGGAGGGAGGACCCCUUUCUCCCAGCUCCAAACCACAUAUAUGUGAACACUGCAACGCCGCCUUCCGCAGCUCCUACCACCUGCGCAGACAUGUGCUCAUCCACACAGGUGAGAGGCCUUUUAGGUGCAGUCAGUGUAACAUGAGCUUCAUCCAGAAGUACCUGCUGCAGCGGCACGAAAAGAUCCAUAGUGGGGAAAAGCCAUUCAGCUGUGACCAGUGUAACAUGCGCUUCAUUCAGAAAUACCAUAUGGAGCGACACAAGAGGACACACAGUGGAGAAAAGCCAUAUAAAUGUGAUACUUGCCAACAGUAUUUCUCUCGUACUGAUCGUUUACUGAAGCACAAGAGAACCUGUGGAGAAGCCAUAAAGAAGGGUCUGGACCCAGGGAUGCUAGACCUUGGAGAUGAAGACCUGGGACAAGGCAGCUACCUACACACUCAGGGAAAUGCCAGUGCGCCACCACGCAAGAGAGGCAAGUCAAAGAACAGUGGGGAGGGUGGAGAGCGGCGGAGGAAAAAGACUGUAGGUUCAGGGGCAGGCCAUAUGGUCGGCAUGCAAGACUACGCCAUAGACAUGGCCGCUGGCUCUGGGGCAUCCUCUUCAGGGGUGGGGAACAUGGCAGACACCAGCAUGGCAAACCAGCACGUUCGCAAUCCCAAGCUUGCCUUUAAGAAAGGAGGACGCAAGGGUGGGGACAAGAGCCUGCUCUCAAUGGGCGAGGCCGGCUCAAGCUCAGCUCUCCACGAACAGAAAUUGUUAGCUCCUAAAUCCAGUCCAAUGGAUCUGCCUGGACCUGGAGGUAUGGACGGUCUAGGUCUCCUGCAGAGUUCCUCAGAGUCAAAGCAAGGUGGCACAAGCAGCAACUACGACGAUGCCAUGCAGUUUCUGAAGAAAAGGAGAUACUUGCAUGCGGUGAACAGCAGCGGCGGCGGCGGUGACUACGGCUCGGUCCACCUUCCUCCUCAGCAGACGGUUAUCCAGGGCGGCAUUGGUGAACCCACACUUGCGUUACUGGACACGUCACCUCUGGUCAGUGUUGAUAACAAGCACGACAAGUCCGGCAUCCCAGACGAGGUACUGCAGAGUCUGCUGGAUCACUACUCCCAUAAAAGCGAUGUGACUUUUGACCUCUCGGAUCCGCACCACGUUGAGCUGCAUGCAGCUUCAGCGACGCCUGAGCUAGGAGCAGAUGAAAGCUCCUCGAAUGGCUCGGCUGACAAGAGUGGCGUCAUGAACGAGUAUUCCAAGUUCUUGCUGCAGACACUGGAGAGGACGAGCCACGGCGGGAGUGGUGUCUUUACAUUCUUCCCGGAGAAGCACAUGUACGCUGCGUCUCCUCUGGAGUGUACCUUCGGCCAUUCUGUCUCCUCCCCCCAUGGUCCCUCAUCCGCUUCUGUGCUCCCAAAGUCCCACUUCAGCAUGCUGGUGGGCUCCCACUCUCCCUCCCAUGCCUCACCUUCCUCCCAGCAGGCCUUUCACCUGAGUGCCCUCGAGCCCUCAGCCCACCAGCAGCUCACGCCAUCUCAAGAGCUCACUGAGCAGUUGGACAACCAGGAGCUUGCUAAUGGCAACAGGCAGAAGGAGCAGCAGGUGAAGAAUGGCAGUGCCACCAGUGCGAACAGCACCAGCCGUGGCACCACCUCUGUCUACUCCCUAAAUUCCCCUCCUGAUCUGACGGCCCUGGAACCAUCCAAGGAGGUGGACAUGCGGCCCACGUUUCAGAUCGAGAACUUCGCUCAGGCAUUCGGCUCCCAGUUCAAAUCCGAGCGCCGGACCCCGCUGGCGUACAGCGCUGACCCCCAGAUCGUCGUCGUCGAGGUUGACCCCCGAAUAUCGCGAACUCCCGUGUCGGAAUUCUCAGGGUAUACCAGUCUGUUAGCUGAAGUAAAUGAGCCAGCUAGCUCAGGAACCAAAACCCCCACGAGCCAAAGCUACAGGUAAAGGUUUUGGUAGCCAACCUAACCCUGCAGUUUGGGACAAGGACUUUCCCCAGUGCCCUCGAGCCCAAUUCCCUCAUUUAAAAAAAAAAAAAAAAAAAGCAAGAUAAAAUAUUAAUUAUUACACUGCCAUUAAUUGUUAAUACUCUACCAGGGAAGGUCUACCUGACCUCAAAUGCAAUUUUUUGAUAUUCUUCUUUUUUUAAUAUGUAUUUUAGUUCCUCAUUUUUAUUAGUGUAGUCAUUUCUGUGAUUUAGAGGGUAGGUAAUGACUGGCUUGACUUUUCAUGAACCCUGUGUUUUUAGCAAUCAGGAUAGAAUUGUAAAAUAGAUGAAGAUGAUCUAUAGUAAUAACUAUUGUCAGGGUGUGGCCCAGUAUUCAGUGGCAGAAAAUGUCGGCCUAUUGUCUGUUACAAUAAUUGAAAGUAUUACUCAGGAAAAACAUUUUUUUUUAAUAAUUAGGUGCAACUAGCACUGAUUUUGUUUUUAACAAGUAUAGUUUAAAACUACAGUGAAUCUUGUUUUCUGAAAUUCCUUGAGGAAAAAAAAAAUCAAAUCCACACUCAGUCUACCUGUUCAGCUGAUCACACUGGUGAAUCUUUCCACUACUUGUACAUAUGCAGAUAUUAUGGUACUUUGUCAAUGUGAAAACACUGCAUACUUUAAUCACUAAAGGACAGACGUAAGACACGGUUGCGAACCUAAACGCACACGCUCAGUCCCAUGCGAAUGCUCGUGGAAAUCUGUUUGCGUGCAUGUAAUGUCUUUUUAAGUAGCGUCUUUACUGCUACUGAAAUGUGGCCUCAAGGUUUGUCAUACACAGGCUGAUUUAUACUUCUGCGUCUGCGAACCUGUGAACGGGUAAAAAACAUUUGCUACUACAGCAGAGGGCAGUGUCGCAUAUAGCAAACCAAGAACGUUCUGAACUCCAGUCAAAGAGGAGAGUCUCGCGCUUCACUGUAGAAGAGUCGAUGGAUAGAAGUAGGAAAGUGUGGUUAAGAAGAGUUUAGUUUUUACAUUGUACUUGAUCAUGAAUGGCAGUAUUCUGCUGAAAUCGAUCUUGCAUUGCCUUUGGUUUAUUAAUUCAAUAAAAACUCUGUCCCAGGUUUUUGCCCUCUCUCUCUCUCUCUCUCUCUCUCUGUCUCUCUCUCUCUCUCUCUCUCUCUCUCUCUCACUCUCACUCUGUCCUGUAAUUCAUUGUCCAUAAUUUUGUAAAACAAAGACCUUCUAAUGUGUCUCUUCUACAAGUCGAUCCUAAAUCUGUGCCGUUUUGCUUGUGCACUAGUUCUGGUUUGAGUUUAAAACCCUGACAUUACUGUACACGCUUUCCUGCUCAGCCAAUCAGUGUCGUGCACAACAGAUGGUCAUGAGACGUAACGUUUCUGUCGGUUCCCCCUUGAGCUAUGCUUACCCAUGAACUAUUUCUCAUUGCCUUGGUGCUUUCCAGAAGUAUAAAUCAGCCCUAAAUCAUACCCUGUUGUUAAAUGUGUCGGCUCUCAUCCUUUUUAUUUCUCAAGGAAUCAUAUUAGCACUUUUACCACUGAAGACAAAAACUGUUGGAUGACAAAUACAUACAUGCUUUUGUUCAGAGGAAAGCUGUGAUUUUAAUUGUUUUUUUGGGUUUUUUUUUUUGUAAUGGAUAUGGGUGUUUAUUGCUAUGGGCAUUUUGUUUUUAAUAUAUAGCGGGAUGGGAGGGGUAUUAGCAUGAUUUGUUCUCGUAAUGCUAUCGACAUGGAUGCCAUACCAAUUUUGUGCUGUGGAGCCUUGGGUGUAAGUACAGGGCCUCUUUGUAUUCAAAGUGUAUUUAAGUAUUAAGUUGAUUUUUUUGCGUGAAAAGCUGCAUUUGGAAUUCUACCUCUCAAAUUACAAAAUUGAUGCCUAAUGGACAAAAAUGCAAACUUCCCUUUCAAGGUCUUUGCUUGGAGAACCAUCCAAGUUGUGGACUUUUAAACUCAUGCAAAUCUGAAUUUUUGGACCUGAACCUGUUUAAAUGUUUGUUUGUUUUUUGUUUUUUUAGCCAUGAAAUCAGGAAUCACUCAGCCUGAGGAGACUUGUGAAUCUGAUUACCAUUUCCCCCCUCCUCACACACACACACACACACACACACACACACACACACAUACACACAUACACACACAAAUACAAUCUUUGCUGUGCCCGUGAAUGAAGCAGGUAGACUCCUGUGUCUUCCUUCCAUGUCUCCUGCUCCUACCCAGCAUGAACGGGACCCAGCCAUUGGCCUCAAGUCCCUUCACAGAGAACUGCUGAUUCUGCACUAGUGUCGGGGCUCAAAACCUAAAUGCUGCACUCCAAACCUGUCCCAUUCUUUAAAAGAGGAAAAAAAGUUAAAAAAAAAAAUAAUAGUGGCAAAAAGAACACAAUUGACCUUAAUAUACCUCAUAUCACUGUAUACACGACAAAACCAGGGACGUGUUUCAUGUAGCCUAUAUAGUGGUAAUAUUGUAGUGUACAUCAGCCAUAUUGUAGAACCAUAUAAUGCCACCUGUGUUUACGAUUAUCAUUCAUGUUGGUCUGUUGGAAUAUGGUUUUUUUUUUUUUUGGUCUGUUAAGCAAUUUUGCCAAGCAGUGUUUCCUUGUAGAUCUCUUCCCCUUAGGAGUUUCUGAAUUUGUUCAAUGUUUUUUUUCCCCCCUUGUUUUUGUUACUUGCCAUAAUGUGUUUUGAUAUGAUCUCUUGUUUACAGUAAUGUACAAAACACUAAAAAAAAAAUGUGUUUUCUUUCCCGUUUGAUUUUGUUGUCUGAUGCAUGAUAUGAAGUUUUUUUGUUUUGUUUUUUUUUCUGAUCAUGAUCGCACCAAAAUAUUUUUUGUAGCAGAUGUGUCCUCAUCUUCAAGCUUUUGUUUUUUGUGACUCUACAGGGCUGAACAUGUCAGAUGACUUUAUAUAUGAUUAGAUAAGCCAAUAAAACCUUUUGUUAUGAAAGCUUGUCAGUGUAACUGUGCGUGUUGAAUGUGAGUGUUAAACUCCCUUCAUUCCUCAGGUUUACUUCAUUGGCUGAAAAUGAGAAGUUUUUUUAUAUUAUGAUGGUUGUUAAGGUUUAGUCACAGUGUAGCAGUCCGUACAGGAUUUCGCAGAGUUUUUCUCAUUGUGAUUCUUGCGGCCGAAAAUGCUUGAUUUAGCUGCGGCUUUUUUCAAAAUAUGCACGGCCCCUUGCCGUGAUGUUUGUUGGUAAAUGAGACCUUUUAGCUGUACACACGUGAAUUGACUUUUCCAAAUGCAUUUGGUGAUGUCACAUGACGUGUCUUUGCCCAAACCUGUGGUAAUUUUGAAAAAUUGUAAGCUCCUCUGAAUAUUGCAGUUUGUGUGAUUUUGCGUAAAUUAUACUGGUGUAUGAUCGAACAGUUCGCUCUUCCCCUUAAUCACACCACAGCGACCUCAGUUUCUCUGAGCAGGGGACGUGACUACACUACAAAUCCUUUAGCUGUGCAAUACGUUACAUUGCUUCCUCUCCUGCCGCUCCUAGCAUGUUCAUAACUUCAUCAUACACGACACAACAGCUAUCAAACGCACAGAAGAACAUGGCUUUACUGACCAUGACUGAAAGAAGCGGCUGUCAAUUUUUGCCUAAGCAGCACCAAAAAGUUUCAUGUCAUUAAAAAAAUGAAUUCAUUUUUUUGGGGCUCAGUGUGCCAGCUUUCCUUGCAGCCCUGAAUACUGAAUACUGACCAUGUUGGACAUUUUAAGGAAAAAGCUGGUCUGAAAUACUGCAUAUAUUUCUGAGAAAGAAAAAUAGAUUUUUUUCUUUAUGUUUUUUGUUACACAUACAGAUGUGUGCAAUCUUUUUC